Messenger RNA from Phytomonas sp. Hart1, 1395 nucleotides. Lineage: Eukaryota; Euglenozoa; Kinetoplastea; Trypanosomatida; Trypanosomatidae. The record is from the annotation of a GenBank genome assembly.
AUGCCUCGCGAGAUUAUAACGGUCCAGGUGGGGCAAUGUGGGAAUCAGCUCGGGAUGCGUUGGUGGGAUGUAAUGCUGCAGGAGCACAAAGCCAACCCUCUCUACCCCGACGCUAGAGAUUCCCUCUUUCACGCGAGUGAGCUCCCGAAUCAAAGUUCUAAUCUAAAGGCGCGCUGCGUGGCGAUUGAUAUGGAGGAAUCCGUUUUGGCAGCAAUGCUGCGCGGCCCGCUGCGGGGGAUGUUCGACAGCAAUUUUUUCGUCUCGGAUGUGAGUGGGGCAGGUAAUAACUGGGCGGUAGGACAUAUGGAGUACGGUGAUAAAUACCUUGACGCCAUUACAGAGUCCAUUCGUGCGCAGGUGGAGGCCUGCGAUUGCCUUCAAUGCUUUUUGGUAAUGCACUCGAUGAGCGGGGGGACGGGAUCGGGGCUUGGAACGCGGGUCCUGGGGAUGCUCGACGAGGAGUUCCCGGGGAUUUACCGGAUAUGUCCCGUCGUUUUUCCUUCCCGCGUGGAUGAUGUGGUGACCGCGCCCUACAACAGCUGCUUCGCGCUAAAGGAGCUUCUGGAGCAUGCGGAUUGUGUGCUGCCUUUGGACAACGAUGCCCUCGCUCGAAUGGCCGAUCGCGCGUUGGGGAUGGCCGCCGGCAAAGGAAACGCCCUUGCGGGGGUUCCGCAGCUCCGCUCCUUCACCGCUGCGCAGCCCACCCAAACCAAGGGCCUUCCUUACGACUCCAUGAAUGCGCUCGUCGCACAGUUGUUGAGCAAUCUCACUUGCGCGAUGCGCUUUCCAGGGCCGCUAAACAUGGACAUCAACGAGAUCACGACGAAUCUUGUCCCCUAUGCGCGGUUGCAUUUGUUAACAGCGGGUAUCGCGCCACUGUGGGUUGGAAAGCACUCCACGAUAGGGGGAUCGCGCGGGGUUGAUGCGAUGAUGUCAUCUUGCUUUUCACGUGAGCACCUUUUCGUGGAGGUUGGGGAUCUUCAUCGGACUACCGCACUUUCUACAGCACUCAUCGCGCGCGGUCCGCAGAUCACCGUCGGUGAUCUCAACCGCAACGUCGGACGGCUCCGCAAGCGGCUUGCGAUGCCAUAUUGGAAUCAAGAUGGUUUUAAAACUGCGCUCUGCGGAGUGAGCCCACUUGGGCAUCGAGAUUCAAUGCUCACUCUCACGAACAGUUGCGCGAUCACGGGAAAAGUGCAGGAGGUUUACGAUAAGUUCAUGCGAUUGUACUCCGCGCGCUCGCACGUUCACCACUACGAGCGUUAUCUUGCGCUGGAGUACUUUGAUUCCACCGCGGAGGAGAUACGGUCAAUGUUGGAUGACUACGAGUACUUGGCGACCGCGCAGAGGCCCGCUACGGCGCCGCGUUGCAUGAAGGAUUUGGUGAUUUACUGA